Molecule: messenger RNA, 1816 nt
Organism: Eubalaena glacialis (North Atlantic right whale)
Lineage: Eukaryota; Metazoa; Chordata; Mammalia; Artiodactyla; Balaenidae
Gene: TRAPPC2L
Product: trafficking protein particle complex subunit 2L
Exons: 5
Coding region: 48-473 (141 amino acids)
Biological process (GO): endoplasmic reticulum to Golgi vesicle-mediated transport
Cellular component (GO): cytoplasm; nucleus; TRAPP complex
Source: RefSeq, a predicted model, not a curated record
CGUGACCGUCGUCGUCGUCACGUGAUGCGGCCUGUCGGGCUCCCAAGAUGGCGGUGUGCGUGGCGGUGAUCGCCAAGGAGAAUUACCCUCUUUACAUCCGCAGUGUCCCCACGGAGAACGAGCUCAAGUUUCACUACAUGGUGCACACAUCCCUGGACGUGGUGGACGAGAAGAUCUCAGCAAUGGGGAAGGCCCUGGUGGAUCAGAGGGAGCUCUACCUGGGCCUGCUGUACCCCACGGAGGACUACAAGCUGUGCAGAUACGGCUACGUGACCAACUCCAAGGUGAAGUUUGUCAUGGUGGUGGAUUCCUCCAACACGGCGCUCAGAGACAACGAGAUUCGUAGUAUGUUCCGGAAGCUGCACAACUCCUACACAGACGUGAUGUGCAACCCCUUCUAUAACCCGGGGGACCGCAUUCAGUCCAGGGCCUUCGAUGGCAUGGUGACGUCCAUGAUGAUACAGGUCUGUUGAGGAGAGCUCUGCAGCCCGUGGCUGGAAGGAAUCGUUCUGUGCAUAACUGUGUUGUUCAGAUGUGUCUUUAUUUCCACUUGUCUCCUCUUGGGUGUCAUGGACGUGCCGCUGGGGGCAGGGCCUCGUGCACGGUGCCUGUUGACUAAAGGUCUUGUGAGAUCAGGUUUGGCUUUUUCCUUCUGCGUCAGCAGAAGGUUUAACUAAAGACAGUUUAGGGACUUACCUGGCAGUCCAGUGGUUAGGACUCUGCGCUUCCACUGUAGCGGCCGCAGGUUCAAUCCCUGGUCAGGGAACUAAGAUCCUGCAUGCCGCACGGCACGGCCAAAAAAAAAAGGAAAAAGUUUAUGUGGACUUUUCAGGGACAGAGCAGAUCAGGGACCAGGCAGAGCAGGAGCUGUUGUCCCCACGAGGCACGAAGGGGCAGGGGGAGCCGGGUGGCAGGAACUCUCGGAGCUUGGAGCCCAGAAGAGGCUGCGAAGGGAGGGGCAGAGGACCCGUGGGCCGGCCGCCCCCUCCAGUGGCUCAGCAGGUGGGCAAAUCUGGAGGGGUCGGCCUUCUGUGCCCAGAGCUGGAUUAGAGGGGCACAUGGGACGGCCUGCACACCUUCCCCAGGGGGGAGGGGCCUUCCUCCUUCUGGUCUUGCCCGGCCCUGGAAGGCCACCCUCCCGAGACUAUGUAACUACAGCGUCUUCAUCAGCUGCUGCUGGGCAUCGAAUGAGCAAACUCCAAGAGUGCCCUCCUGCCUGUUAGUGCCCUGAGGUUCCUGAUGGCCCGAGGGCCAGGUGGGUGUUGGGAGAUGAGCCCCCUUCCCUGCUGACCCCCAGGCCCCUGGGCAGGCUGUGGAAGGGGCGCUUACACGUGAGGAGGGGCUGAUGUCAUCAGAUUUCUGCCUUCUGCUUCCCCAGAAGCCUGCUCAGUCAAGGUUGACCACAGUUCUAAGUAACUGACCGUGAUUGAGGCCACAGCCCCUUCUGAGAUCAGGUGACCCAGGUUCUAGUGCACUUUGUCAUUUGGUGACAGCGUCUCUGAAGUGGAAGAGGUCCUCCUGGGCCUGAGCCACCUACACAGUCUGCUCUGUGUGGUCUCAGCGUGGCUGGCUUCCUUGAUCAGGCACCCCAAGACACCACGAGCCCCUCCCCCCCCCUCAGUCACUCUGGAGAGGGUCUCUGACCAGGAGGAAGGUAGGAGGGUGGCUCAGACCCACUAGGAACGGGGAGGCUGUGAGCUGUGAGCAUCGUCGGCCCAGGGCUGGAAUUGGGAUGCACUCUGCUCUGCUUGUCUUUGGGUUUCCUUCCUUUCCUACGAGCACAGGAUUACAGAAGUAAACAAACAAACAAAAAACA